Rubroshorea leprosula is the source of this 1348-nucleotide messenger RNA. NCBI's taxonomy places the organism in Eukaryota, Viridiplantae, Streptophyta, Magnoliopsida, Malvales, Dipterocarpaceae. The record is from the annotation of a GenBank genome assembly.
CAACAUUGAUAAUUGCUGCUAUGGCAAAGCAACAAAUGCUUUUAGGUGAAUUAGAUCUCAACGUUGUCCCUAUUAUUGAGGAAUAUACAUAGGAAAAUGAGGUUUUAAAUAUCAAUUCACAUCCAUACAAAGCCUAAGGGAGAAUGGGGUCUCGACACAAGGACCACACGACGGCACACUGGCCCGGCAGUGGAGGACGCGUUGGUGGAAGCGGUGACAAACGUGGCAAGCUUCACCACGACCAGCCUCCGUAUUCUCAAUCAGAUCCAUACAACCAGCAACCUGGUUCUGGGCCUUUUAGGGGUGAUGGCAAGGGUAGAAAUAAUCCAAACGUGCGACCAAUGGCAGGGGAUUGGUUCUGCGCUGAUCCUCAAUGUGCCAACCUUAACUUUGCAAGACGAGAAUAUUGUAACAAUUGCCAGAGGUUUCGCUAUGCUCCAUUCUCUGCUCCAUGGGAAAGUGAUUGGAUCUACCCUGAUCCCCUAUGUGGCAAAUUUAAAUUUGCAAGACGAGAAUAUUGUAAAAACUACUGCAAGUUUCGCUAUGCACCUGUGAGAAAUCCUGAUAAUGGGGACUGGAUCUGCUCAGAUCCUCAAUGUGGCUACAUCAACUUUGCAAGACGAGAAUACUGUAACAAAUGUGGGACGAGUAUCGAUGCCCCACUUCAGAUAAUACCAUCACCUCCAGAUUCUCCUCCUAAACGCUUCCCUUAUGAUCCUUCACAUGGCAAGGCGAUGAAUGGGAAUAAAUCACAUAGUCAUCGGGUGGGGAAUGGCCCGAAGGACUUUAGAGCUGGUGCUUCCCGACCUCCCUGGCAUCAUGAAGACAGAUAUUCUGGUCAUGGCAAGCUCAGAGAACGGCUGGAGGAUUAUCAAAAAGAUAACUACAGAGGAAGGAAGAAGUUUAACCAGCCAAUGCCAGUGGAUUCAGAAAAUAGAGACCGUGGAAGGGACAACUGGAAUAAGAGGCGCCCACUAUCUCCAUCUCCACCUCAAAACGGAAGAGGGGGUGGGGGUCGAGCUGUGAGAGAACUCAGAGAAGGAAGAAGCUGUACUGAAAAGUCCACCAUAACCCUUCUAUUUAAUCUCAAGAUAUAACAACAAUAUAAGAAGAGAUGCACCUCAACAAGCAGUUCGACAAAGAAGUUUGAGCUCAGAUAGUUGUUUUAACAGCCUUGUUUUACUUCAAUGGUUCAGAAUUCAAAUGCCAGUGCCUCAUUCUUAAUUAAAAAAAAAAAAAGGAAAAAAAUUGUGAAACUAGUGCUGCAUCUGUGCAUUGCACAAAUCAAUAUAAUGGUCCAGAAAAAUUAUUUUUUAUUUUUCCAUGCCAGUAAAUUAUCUGGGAAUCA